This is a messenger RNA of Schizosaccharomyces cryophilus OY26, 1638 nucleotides long. RefSeq names its product WASp. The record is from RefSeq and is a predicted model, not a curated record. The coding region runs from base 1 to 1638 and encodes 545 amino acids. Gene Ontology annotation, molecular function: actin binding. NCBI's taxonomy places the organism in Eukaryota, Fungi, Ascomycota, Schizosaccharomycetes, Schizosaccharomycetales, Schizosaccharomycetaceae. The transcript is spliced from 4 exons.
AUGCCUCAGAUAUCUUCAAUAACUCAGGAGGAUAAAUCAAUUAUUCGAAAAUAUAUCCCGAAAAGCACGAACAAAAUCCUUGCGGCUGGCAUUGCGAAAUUAUAUAUUGCGUAUCCAGACCCAAACAGAUGGUCUUAUACUGGGCUCUGUGGAGCAGCAGUCUUAUGUUAUGAUACGACUAUGAAAUGUUGUUGGUUAAAACUUGUUGACGUCGUGGGAAAUGGAGGAGUUUUGUGGGACCAAGAAUUGUAUGAAAAUUUUGAAUAUUUCCAAGAUCGCACAUUUUUCUAUUCUUUUGAGAUCGAUCAAUGUUUUGCAGCACUCAGUUUUUCCGAUGAAAGCGAGGGAUCCAAAUUUUAUCGCAAGGUAAUUGAAAAAGGCUGCCACCCAGAGUCCGUAGAAAAUUCUGUGCUUUCAUUUCUCACACGUAAGGGUUCCAAACGCUCGUCCGGCACUAGGCAACUCUCUAACUCUUACACUGCACCUUCGUAUCCUACGAGAGAAAAGGAUGCGGUUGAGGGUAAUUCAUCAAAUCUCGAUCUUGACCCUAGCCUUAUUGACUCUCUUGUGAAAAUGGGCAUUUCGAAGGACCAAAUUGAGCAAAAUGCUGAUUUCGUCAUGUCCUAUAUUCAUAGUAAUGCUCCUGAAGCUUCUCACACAUCAUCUCCACCUUCUGUACCUUCCGUUCCUUCUUCUCUCCCUCCCUCCGUACCUAAUGUUAAUGGACCUUCUUUGUCAACUCCCUCUAUACCUAAUCAUGUUCCUAACGGAGCAACAUCUACCCCUUCUUCUCAUUUACCUCCUCCGCCACCACCACCGGAAUCUGCACCUUCAUCGCAAAUUCGAUCUCCUUUGACAGCGAAGAAAUCGUCCGUACCUCCCCCUCCCCCUCCUAAAUCUAAUUCUUCUGCUAUUGCUGCAAACAAGAAGAGGGCACCUCCCCCACCUCCUUCCCGUAGAAACAAGGUCAAGUCGCCAUUGUCGAGUGCAGGAUCUACAGCUACUUCUUCAUCACCUUUUCCCCCACCUCCACCACCUCCUAAAAAUGCAACGUCCCCAACUGGUCGAACUUCAACGCAGGCGCCUCCACCACCUCCUCCACGGUCUGCUACAGCUCGACAUACCCCUCCUUCUCAGUCUCAAGCUCCUGCAAUUCCUGCCCGCUCCGUUCCAAGUUUGCCUCCUCCGGAACAAGCUCCUACUUUUGACACAGCGCCUUCUCCAGCGUUACCUGCUACUUCACCUCCUCCAUUGCCAUCUGGUGCUAAUACCCCAUCUGCACCACCACCACCUCCACCGGCUCCUGCACCCGUACUAGCAGUUCCUGCACCUGCUCCACCGCCAGCACCAGUGCCUCCCGCACCAUCCGUGAGCGGUGAUUCAAGUGAUUCAGCACUUCCAGUACAGAAUGGUAGAGCUGACUUGAUGGCGAGUAUUCGUGCUAGCGGCGGUAUUGAUUUGUUGAAAAGUAGAAAAUCUACUUCUCCCAGUGUUAGUUCUACACGUACUUCAAAUCCUCCUCAAGAAGCGCCUUCUAGUAAUAAUUUAAUGGACGCGCUUGCUAGCGCACUGAAUCACCGUAAAACAAAAGUUGCUCAGAGUGAUGAAGAAGAUCAAGACGACGAUGAAUGGGAUUAA